AUGGAGCAAUUCUUAGACGCCUCCUUGCGGGGUUGGAGGCUAGAGCUUCAGAGAACAAUCCGCGCUGAACCACGGGCGGAGUGGGAUGGCAUGGACACCAUCCAACUCCAUUGGCAAACGAACUGUUAUUGGCGCACCUUAAAGCGGUUGGGAAGCGGUGCUUUCACUUUCGGAGACGUUUUUCGGCAAGUAUGUGAAUUGGGAAAAUCUCGUCACGAGGUUCGCGCCCGGGAGCUCAAGGCACUUGCCACAUUUUCCGUCCAAGACGAGCAGAACCGGUCCAAAAUUCACAAUCAAUAUGAGCAACACUUUGUUCAGUUUCUCUGUUGGUAUGAAGAUGACAGUUACCUCUACUCCCCAGACGAGUAUUUCGCCAUGGAGUUUUUGGAGCUCGGCGAUCUCCAGCAGUUUAUCGAUAAGAAGGCGCCGUUCGAAGAAGACGAAGCAGCUACGAUCAUUCAACAGGUUGCAGAAGCAUUGCAAUUCAUGCACACCAAUGAUUUCAUCCACAGGAAUCUCAAACCUUCGGUAUAUCUCCAGCUUGUCAAGUCCCCGGAGAUGCUCGAUUUGGCAAACUACACGGCCGCGGUCGAUGUGUGGUCGCUGGGGGCUGUGGCCUUCUGUCUACGAACCGGUCAUCCUCCAUUUUCCACUUCCGAGGACUUGAAGCAUUAUCGCGCGGGUCAAAAGGACUUUCCGAGCCGUGUGCUGGGCAUAUCGACGGGGUUCUGUAUCGAUUUCAUCCUGGCGGCUAUGCACCCGCUCCCAGAAACGAGGUUGAACAUACAGCAAAUUCUAGACCAGGAGUGGCUUCACAUGCGAGAAACGCGCAGGACUUUGACGGAUUCGUCGCUAUUAAACAAGUCGCUUCCUACGCUGAGCAUGGUGAACAGGUCAACAGCCACCAGCAGGGCGCCCACACCCAAUACACAAAUCCACACCACGCGUACCUGUAUAACAUGCAACCAAUCAAACCCCGCGGAUAGCCUAGGAGUCGAGGCAAGGGACGAGAGGAUCACGAGGCAUGAUGCUGUGCGGGUGGACCAGGAGCAGCAAAGAAUAAAAGAGGAGGCAGAGGAGAGAGAGCGACAGCGACUGGCUGCCGAGUCAAUAAACAGAAAAGCGCCAGAUGGACAAAACAAGCGCCAAAGGGAGUUGGCAUUUUUCUGGAAGAAAAAGGAAGAGGAGGAGUUGAAGAGACAGGAAGAGCUGAGACGAAGACAGGAGAUAGUCAAGAGGGAGGAAGAGGCGGAAGAACUAGAGCGACAAGCGUUGUAUCGCCAAGCAGAGCUCGAGCGGGAACGAAAGCAAAAGGAGCUGGACCAAGCACGAGUGCAGCAAGAGCUUUUACAGCAACAUCAACAACAACAGCAACAGGAAAGGGAAAAGCGGGCGAGAGAAGAGCCUGAAGACGCGACAGAACAAGAACAAGAGCCCGACGCAGAGAGGAUCAAACGAGUUAAGAAAGAGCUCAAAACUACCUGCAUGGUAUGCGGCGAGAAGUUCAACCAUCGUAGGGCGCUGACUUGGCAUAUGAAUAAGUUUAGGCAUAGGAUGCCCAAGAAACAUUGGGGGUCAGGAGGAGGAGUCACUAAGAUCACGGAUCUAGAUGCUCUUCAAGUGCUUAUGUAG
Molecule: messenger RNA, 1632 nt
Organism: Neurospora tetraspora
Lineage: Eukaryota; Fungi; Ascomycota; Sordariomycetes; Sordariales; Sordariaceae
Product: kinase-like domain-containing protein
Exons: 6
Coding region: 1-1632 (543 amino acids)
Biological process (GO): mitotic spindle organization; regulation of cytokinesis; protein phosphorylation
Cellular component (GO): spindle pole centrosome; spindle midzone; chromosome passenger complex
Molecular function (GO): protein kinase activity; ATP binding
Source: RefSeq, a predicted model, not a curated record